Molecule: messenger RNA, 1366 nt
Organism: Chinchilla lanigera (long-tailed chinchilla)
Lineage: Eukaryota; Metazoa; Chordata; Mammalia; Rodentia; Chinchillidae
Gene: Tmem98
Product: transmembrane protein 98
Cellular component (GO): endoplasmic reticulum
Source: RefSeq, a predicted model, not a curated record
GUCUGUCCUGCCUCGUGUUCUCUCCAGCUUCACCCUCGGAGGAGGAUGUGAGCAGGGCUGAGUCGGGAGCCACCCAGAAGAUGGAGACUGUGGUGAUUGUUGCGAUAGGGGUGCUGGCCACCAUCUUCCUGGCGUCCUUUGCAGCCUUGGUGGUGGUUUGCAGGCAGCGCUACUGCCGCCCCCGAGACCUGCUGCAGCGCUAUGAUACCAAGCCCAUUGUGGACCUCAUCGGUGCCAUGGAGACUCAGUCUGAGCCCUCAGAGUUAGAACUGGACGAUGUUGUCAUCACCAACCCCCACAUCGAGGCCAUUCUGGAGAAUGAAGACUGGAUCGAAGAUGCCUCGGGUCUCAUGUCCCACUGCAUCGCCAUCUUGAAGAUUUGUCACACUCUGACAGAAAAACUUGUUGCCAUGACAAUGGGCUCGGGGACCAAGAUGAAGACUUCAGCCAGUGUCAGUGACAUCAUUGUGGUAGCCAAGCGGAUCAGCCCCAGAGUGGAUGACGUCGUGAAGUCCAUGUACCCCCCGCUGGACCCCAAGCUCCUGGAUGCACGGACGACUGCCUUGCUUCUGUCCGUCAGUCAUCUAGUGCUGGUGACCAGGAAUGCCUGCCACCUGACUGGGGGCCUGGAUUGGAUUGACCAGUCCCUGUCAGCUGCCGAGGAGCACCUGGAAGUCCUUCGAGAGGCGGCUCUGGCUUCUGAGCCAGAGAAAAGCCUCCCGGGUUCCGAAGGCUUCCUGCAGGAGCAGUCGGCCAUUUAGUCCUAGAGGCGGGCCGGUGGCCGCGGUGGCCUGCUCCGUGCCUGGGUGGCUCAGCUGGGCCCUCCUCUUUUCUCGUAGAGUUAGUUAUUCUCCAGGGCUCGGGAGUCCAGCUGCGUGUGGAUGCCUCCGUUGCAGUGGCAAGUGGUGGCUGGAGAGUGGCAGUCUAAUACCACAGUUAGGGGAGACGCCAUCCACCGCUCGUACAGCAGCGGGUGGAGGAUUGGCAGGCUGUCAGCUUGAUUUAGCCUACUUAGUGUUUCCAAGAAAAUUGAGAUGCCCUCUAAAAAAUCAAGCGGUUUCAUAUUAAAAUCAGAAUUUCUGGGUUCUCUGGAGCAAUCAGAAGGUGUGGCGGUUUUAAAAGAGGACAAUCAGUGAGAACUAAGUCGAGGUUGCCUCUUCUUGUACUCUCUCACCUUACACUGUCUCACCUGACCUGUUUGUUUGUGUUACCUGCCUGGUCCUGGAGGCGUCUGAGGCCCUUCUUCCCUCUAUAUGUUUAGGUUUGAAGCUGAGCCCUGUACAAUUGAUUGUUUCCUUUUUACCAUUAUGCCUGCAAUUUUACCUAGCUACCUCUAGGUGAAUAGUAGAUUUAUACUUACGUUUUC